Messenger RNA from Leguminivora glycinivorella, 1821 nucleotides. RefSeq names its product clusterin-associated protein 1 (gene Cluap1). Bases 45 to 1397 code for a protein of 450 amino acids. The transcript is spliced from 12 exons. The record is from RefSeq and is a predicted model, not a curated record. Gene Ontology annotation, biological process: cilium assembly. Gene Ontology annotation, cellular component: intraciliary transport particle B; centrosome; cilium. NCBI's taxonomy places the organism in Eukaryota, Metazoa, Arthropoda, Insecta, Lepidoptera, Tortricidae.
AGAAGAAGUUAAUUAAUCGCAGUAAUUCGCUAUUCAGUGUCAGAAUGUCAUACCGAGAUCUACGAAAUUUCAGCGAAGCCAUGCGCGCUCUCGGCUACCCUCGCCAGAUCAACAUGGAGAGCUUCCGCAACCCCAACUGGGAGGCGGUUGAGGAGUGCACUCGAUGGCUGGCGGCUAGAGUUGAGCCCGACGUUGAGCUCCGUGGUGGCCGCGCCGACGCCGAGCAACGGGUUGCGCUGGUCACACACGCGAUAGCACUUUUCCAUUCCCGGGCAAACCUGAAAUUGAACGGCAAGCGGCUAUAUGGCGCCGACGGCUGGGCAGUUCGCGAACUGUUGAAGGUGGCGUCUCUGCUCCGUGACGCCCUGCAGGCGCCGCCGCCCGACGAACAGCGCCCUGACGUACCCUUGACGUAUGACGUCACGAGUCGGCUGGGCGAAAUUAAACAAGCAAGAGCUCUAGCAACUGACAUUACAGCCCAGGGAUCCUUUUUAUUCGACUUGCUUGGUAAAGAAGCAGAACGUAAAGAACAACGGGAGCAGGCCCUCGCUCGUCCGCUGGACAUGUCUGCCAUGGAAGCUUGUCUGCGCCGGGCGGUGGAGACAGCAGCAGCACGAGUGACGGACGCGCGUGAACGCAUAGACAACGUGGCGGCGUCAGAAGCAGCGCUGGACGCGAAACUGGAGCGCAGGCGAUCGGAGCUACAGCGUGCAGAGAAGCGUUUGCUUACGGUGCAGAAGAUAAAGCCAGCAUAUCAGGGCGAGUUGACAGCCUUGGAGACCGAGAUAGAGCAACUAUGGGACCAGUAUGUGUUGCGUUACCGCUGUGUUGAGGCGCUCAAACAUCAGUUGAGCGUACUGGAGACUGCUCAAGCCGAGGCAGCCGAAGAGCAGCAAGCAGCUAUCAUGCAGCUCAUACACAAAUACGAAGCAGAGGAUGUGCUCGGAAAACUUAGUGAGUCAGACGAUCUGGACUCGAGCGACGAUGCAAAAGAGUUUGAAGCGAAGCAGCCUCGACCGGCAACGAGGCCCAAGACACGGCUGCGCAUCAAAACUGCAGGUACGGGUGCCGCGGAGGCUCGGCGGGCGUUCGGUAACAUGGCAGGUGAUUCGCUUGACGAAGUGCGCGAUGAAGACGACUCGCAGUCAGACUCCGAUUCGGACCGUGCGCUUUACGGCCUACGUGACGAGGAGCCGGUAGCGUCGCGCUGGACGCGCCCGCGCCCCGCCACGCGCACCAUCGCCGCUGAAGACGAUGACUUCGCUGAUCUCAUUGAAGGAGUUGAUGGCGAGGGUGGGUCGCUCAGCAGCUCUUCGGAAAGCGAGCUGCGACUGACGAGCGCGCGGCCUAGCGCUGCGCCCGGGCGCUCUUCUGUGCUCAGCGACAAUGAAUUUUAAUGAAUAUCAUUAUGGUAUAAUAUACUUAAUGUUAGAACGAAAUGAUAGAUUGUGUUUCAAUUUUAGAACACUAAAGGCUGAUUAUACAACUUGAGAUCUCGCAUGCGAGUUUUAUUCCAAUGCGGCGUUUGACCGACCGACUGAAUUGGAUGUAACCUCAACAAUUCGCAAUGUAGCUGGAAUCGUGCGAGAUUUUACGUGACGUGUUAAUGGACCCUUACAUACCUUUUUGAUAAACUUAACGUAACAUUAUAAACAUCAAUUGGUAUUUGUAAUGUAUUAUUAGGAGUUGACAGCGAGGGCGGGUGGGAAAUACCUAACCCGAGAACUUUAUUGUAUUGAUUGUACAUUAAGAUCGUGUCUACAUAUUUUUUGCACUUUGGCUGUAUUCAUCCAUACUAAGGCCCCAUUUAGACGGUACGAG